Messenger RNA from Strongylus vulgaris, 362 nucleotides. The record is from the annotation of a GenBank genome assembly. NCBI's taxonomy places the organism in Eukaryota, Metazoa, Nematoda, Chromadorea, Rhabditida, Strongylidae.
AUGCUCUUUUCACCUACUACUAUGGCAUCAGGCAAUUUAAGCCCACUUCGCAAAUUUUCCGGUAUUAUCCGUAAAAACUCCCCUCCUGGUUCGCCACCUUCACCAGCUCCAGGCUCACCAUCGUGGUGCCUCUGGCUUGUUGCAGCCCUUCAAGGUCAUGAAAUCAAUAGUGAAGAACGGCGAAAACUCGCCGAUGACAUUGAGCGAAUGAGCGAUCUCGAGCAGGAGAUGUUCAUUGAAUUCUUGGAGGCUGGAGUUGCUCCAUCUACUCUAGAAAAUAAUGCUUGCAAGCAGUUUGUUUGCAAUACAACUGAACUUUGCAGCGCACUUGCCUGUCGCGAACCACAGGUUAGCAUUUGAAU